AUGAAUCACUCCGGGGACACCAAGUUCACCGUCUUUAUCCGCCUGCCAUGCCCCCGGGGGGAUUUUGUGGAUCCUCCCCCGAUGGAAUGGAAUGCAGCUAAGGAUCAGGCUCUCUGGGAUAUCCUUUCGCGGCCCUCGAAAGGCGAUGAUCUAGAUUGGAAAGCAUUAGCAGAUCACUUCGAAGUCACACUUCAGUUCCUACUCCAGCAGGCAGCAUGGUUGUACGACCGUCAGCUAUCACAAGUGCGCGCGCAAAUGCGCAAAGUGCCGACCACGCAGUCAACGUCUACAUCGCCCGCUCCCGGCUCGGUAUCCGGCAGUGCUGCCCUCGGUCAAGCUAAAGCUGCCGCAAGCAAUGCUCCGAGAGCUCCAAGUCGCCUGGCGCAACAGAAGGAGUCCCUGCCGCAACGAGCCCCGAUCCCCAGACGCACAAGCUCGACGACAACCAUCAAUCAACUAAAGCCCGCCCGAGAGCCGUUGCGCGACGAACCACCUACUUCCGAGCCAAAAGAGCUAGGCCGCGAGGCUCAUGCUCCACGGCCCUCCGCCAACCGACGAGAUCCUCCGAUUCCAAAGUCUCCAACUCUCGAGGAGGAAGACCUGACGUCCAGCUCGUCCGAGUCCGAGUCCGAGGAGGACGAGCGAGUGGACAGCCGACGGGGACUACGAUUCAGACCAUUCGGCAAAUUCUCAACGUAUAAGCCAGGAUUGCGAGAUGAGGGGGAGGAGGAAGAUGAUUCACCAGCUUUUCUCCCCCUUUCCUCCGGUCCAGCCCAUACCCCCCACCAUCCCUCAGGCUCGGAUCUCAACGCCACGCUGCGGAUGAACGAGGAGGACGUACCUGCAGUCUCCAAUCGACGCCCCGCGGAACAACUCCAUAUAGUCAGAAAGUCUCCUACCGCGGAUUCAUCCACGAGCUCUGUCAGCUCCGGAGUCCCAGCAUCGCAUCCAGCUACCGAUCGCCGGCGGCAUAUGCACCAAAGCGGCGGCCCUCUGAGCCCUCGUCGUGCCGCUGAGCUGACCCCCUUCAGUCCGCGGCGGUCGAUUGCAUCUGCGGGUCGAGAGACCAGCGAUGGGACGCCUAGUAUGGGAAGUAGCUUUAGUGACCUGGAUGAUGCCAGCGUUACGCAGUCGGCGCUCGAAGAGGCUCUGAUGAGCAAUAUGCAGCAUGGAGGAAUGGCAAGCCGCAUGAGCACUUUUAGCCAGGCCUUACGAAGUCGCUAUUUGCCUGGAUCAGGGUUAUGA
Molecule: messenger RNA, 1245 nt
Organism: Aspergillus fijiensis CBS 313.89
Lineage: Eukaryota; Fungi; Ascomycota; Eurotiomycetes; Eurotiales; Aspergillaceae
Product: multidomain presynaptic cytomatrix related protein
Exons: 7
Coding region: 1-1245 (414 amino acids)
Biological process (GO): autophagosome assembly
Cellular component (GO): phagophore assembly site
Source: RefSeq, a predicted model, not a curated record